GAUAAGAACGUGUAAUGGAGGUGGAUGUAAAAACGGUACAGGAGCCGGAAUCUAUACCUCUAAAUCCUAAUCCGAACAUUAUUACUGAACGCAAUGCCCAGAUUGUAUCUGGCGGCAAUGUCUUCUACAAUCCUGUGCAGGAGUUCAAUCGUGAUCUGAGCAUCUCAGUGUUGAAUGUUUACUUUCAACGUUUAGCUAAGGAGCGAGCAGAGAAAGCGCACAAGCAGCUCCUACGCAAACAGAAGCAUGAGGGUAGCGAGGAACUCCAACCGGAGGCGUUGGAGACUCCCAACUAUGUGGCUGGUACAAAGUAUGAUGAUGGCAUGAGAAUAUUGGAGGCCCUGGCUGCCACUGGUCUACGUAGUAUACGUUAUGCUCAGGAAAUAGCAGGAGUUCGUCAAAUUAUUGCAAACGACUUGUCCAAACAGGCAGUGGAGUCUAUUAGCACCAACGUGCGGCAUAACAAUGUGGACCAUUUGAUUGAGCCAAGUUUUGGGGAUGCAAUGACGGUCAUGUAUUUGUCGACAGCGCCAGAGAAACGUUUUGAUGUAGUGGAUUUGGAUCCUUAUGGCUGUCCGAAUCGUUUUUUGGAUGGUGCUCUGCAGUGUAUAGUCGACGGCGGCUUGCUGCUGGUCACUGCCACCGAUAUGGCCGUAUUGGCGGGUAAUGCUCCAGAGGCAUGCUAUGUCAAAUACGGGUCUGUGCCUUUGCGCAUGAAGUGCUGUCAUGAGAUGGCGCUGCGCAUACUGCUGCACUGCAUCGAAUCGCACGCCAAUCGUCAUGGCAAGUACAUUGAACCCUUGCUCAGCGUUUCUGCGGACUUUUAUGUGCGCAUCUUUGUACGCGUUUACAGCGGACAGGCCCAGUGCAAGUUUAGCAUGAGCAAGCAGUCUUGGAUUUAUCAAUGUACGGGCUGUGAGACGUACACUCUGCAAGCGUUAGGAACAGUGCGCAGUAAAUCUGCCGAGCAACCGCAUUUAAUUAAAUUUGGUAUACCCACGGGUCCAGCUGUUAACAGUCAGUGCGAACAUUGUGGUCACAAACAUCAUCUAGGUGGUCCCAUUUGGUCAGCGCCGCUGCAUAACAUGGAGUUUGUGCAGCAACUGUUGGAUGCAGUGCAAGAGGAGCCACUGAAGCAGCUUACCACACAGCGCCGCAUUGUGGGUGUGCUGUCUAUGGUGCUGGAGGAGUUGCCUGAUGUGCCUUUGUAUUAUACGCCGGAUAAGCUCUGCUGUGUGCUUAAACUGGAGAUUGUGCCCAUGCUAAAGAUGCGCUCUGCAUUACUACAUGCAGGCUAUCGUGUUUCCUACUCGCAUGCCAGUAAGAAAUCCUUAAAGACUGAUGCACCACCAGCGGUCCUUUGGGAUAUAUUGCGCUGCUGGAGCAAACGUCAUCCGGUGCGUGCAGAUCGCCUCAUACCAGGCACACCGCUGCAGGCUAUACUCUCGAAACCUUGCAGUCAGGACUAUGAGUUUGAUCAGCUGCAUCCGGCGGCGAAUCCUAGUAGUCGCAAGCAGGCGCUUUCCCGGUUUCAAGAGAAUCCAACCCCGCAUUGGGGACCUGGCACGCGAGCUACCAUAAUGAUUGGUGAGAACAAGCAGCCCAAGAGUUAUCGUAACCAGAACAAAAAGCAACGUCAUAAAGCAGGGCGGCCGACGAAAACAGCUGAGAAGCAGCUAAUGGAUGAAGACGACCAGCACGACGCUGCGGAGCAACCACUCAAGCAACCGAAACUGGAGCUACAGCCGACUGCGUGACCUGCAUUUAUGUACUUGCUUGUAAAUUUUUAUUGCUUUGUGUCCAAUAAUCAUGUAAAGACUUUAAA
Molecule: messenger RNA, 1825 nt
Organism: Drosophila busckii
Lineage: Eukaryota; Metazoa; Arthropoda; Insecta; Diptera; Drosophilidae
Gene: Trm1
Product: probable tRNA (guanine(26)-N(2))-dimethyltransferase
Exons: 3
Coding region: 15-1757 (580 amino acids)
Biological process (GO): tRNA N2-guanine methylation
Cellular component (GO): nucleus
Molecular function (GO): RNA binding
Source: RefSeq, a predicted model, not a curated record